Molecule: messenger RNA, 647 nt
Organism: Pipistrellus kuhlii (Kuhl's pipistrelle)
Lineage: Eukaryota; Metazoa; Chordata; Mammalia; Chiroptera; Vespertilionidae
Gene: TEN1
Product: TEN1 subunit of CST complex
Exons: 4
Coding region: 173-535 (120 amino acids)
Biological process (GO): negative regulation of telomere maintenance via telomerase
Cellular component (GO): CST complex
Molecular function (GO): telomeric repeat DNA binding; single-stranded DNA binding; telomerase inhibitor activity
Source: RefSeq, a predicted model, not a curated record
GACACCCCGGAAGCUGCUCAAGCAAUUGUCCGGAGGGAGGGGGACGUGCGGCGCGCUCAGUACCGCCCCUGGCCGCGCGAUCACGCGGGGCGGAAACAGGAAGCAAAAGACGGCCCGGACGCCCAAACAGGAAUCUUCAAAAACCCACCCCCGCGCCUCGGUGACAGGCGCCAUGAAUCUGCCGAAGCCGGGGACCUACUACUUCCCCUGGGAGCUCAGCCAGGCUCCCGACGGGGUCGCCCUGCGGACGUUUGGCAGGUUGAGCCUCUACGACGUGACCGAGUCCCGAGCGACGCUGACAGCUCAGCAGGGCUCGGAGCAGCACCAGGUCCUGGUGUGCACCAAGCUGGUGGAGCCGUUCCAGGCCCAGGCGGGCUCCCUCUACCUGGUCCUCGGGGAGCUGGAGCAGCAGGAGGGCCGCCCCGUGGUGCGGGCCCGCGUGCUGACGUGCGUGGAGGGGCUGCGCCCCGCGCUGCUGGAGCGGGCCGUCGGGGAGCAGAGGCUGUACCUGCGGAGCCGGGGCGGCCGCCCCUAGGACCGCGGCCCCGCGACCUCGCCGCCCGCCUCCAGGGCCGCGGCCGGAGCCGCAGCCACAGCCGCAGCCACUGCCGCCCAGAGGAGGGGGCGUCCCCGGAGCCCGCGCCGCC